AAUGCGCCUCGCGUGCUGCGUCCUGCCGCUACUGCCGCUGCUGCCGCCGCUGCUGCUGCUGCCGUCGCUGCUGCUGCCGAGCUCAGCGCUCGCCGCGAACGACACUGCCACCUGCGGUCGGGCCAAGCGCUCGCUGGCCUUUCCCAAGGGCAGCUCCUUCGUCCUCACCGUCACCCUGCUCAAAGCCGUGCAAGUGCGAGUGCCCAGCAACUGGAACCUGGACAUGGAGUUCGACGUGAGUUGGCCGAUACCCGCGGGCACGAGCGCGCUCACGGCCGGCGAGCGCCGGCGGCCGAGCCGCGGACGCCAGCCGCACAGACGCCAGCGACGGCAGCUGUACGCCAAUCUGGAGCUGGCGCUCGACAGCCAGGGACUGCCCGGCAGCCAGUGCGUCCUGCGGGCCAUCUGCGAGGCCAGAUUCAUGCUCAACCCGGCCGGGCUGUCGCUCGUCGAGGACCUGCUCCGAGUGGUGUUCAGUUACCCCAGCGCGUCGGCGUCGAGGAGGAGCGUGAGGGACGCCUACGACAACGCCUCCGUGACGAGGACCGACUGCGACCUCGCCUACCCCUGCCCGUUCUCGCUGCUGGAUAUGCUGCUAAAUUACCAAAAUGAUGUAUCGACAGGCAAAUAAAGUGGCCUUCGGGCAGACGCAC
Messenger RNA from Phymastichus coffea, 653 nucleotides. RefSeq lists its product as uncharacterized. The record is from RefSeq and is a predicted model, not a curated record. The coding region runs from base 2 to 631 and encodes 209 amino acids. NCBI's taxonomy places the organism in Eukaryota, Metazoa, Arthropoda, Insecta, Hymenoptera, Eulophidae. The transcript has 4 exons.